Messenger RNA from Symbiodinium sp. CCMP2456, 2347 nucleotides. Lineage: Eukaryota; Dinophyceae; Suessiales; Symbiodiniaceae. The record is from the annotation of a GenBank genome assembly.
AUGGCUACAGCAGGAGGUGGUGAUGCAGGUCAGCCACCUCAACCGCCAGGAGAUGAGGGUGGAGCGAGCCCUGGUGGAGCUUCGGCCGCAGCAGCGGCUGGGUCAGCGACUGCGCUGACUCCUGAACUUGUUCUUGGGCGGCUUGCCGAGGCGGUCGCGCAGUUGGCUUCGACGGCAGGGUCUUCUGGGAGUUCGGGAGGCCAAUGGAAGGAAAGCAAGUGGGUCAAGAACCCGGAGGCGUUUAAUGCUAAAAGCAUGGACGAAGAGGUUUCCUUAUGGCCGGAUUGGGCCUUCAGCUUCAAGAAUUUCAUGGCUGUUCAGGAUGAUGACUACAGGUCGGAUUUCUUAAAAGCUGAGACUGCUACCAUGUGGCUUUCGUUUGAGCAGUAUGAUCCGGCUUUGCGAGCACGCUCUUUGAGACUGUACUCGGUUCUUGCUUCGUACCUCAAGGGUCGUGCUUUGAAGAUCCUCAAGUCUGUGACCAAUGGAGAUGGGUUCAGGGUGUGGCGGCAACUUCAUGAAGAGCUACAGCCGUCAACAAGGCCCAGAACCUUAGCUCUUGCCCAGGCGCUUACAAAGUUUCCCCCUCUUCGAGAGGGGGGUUCAGUUUUGGAGUAUGCCCUUACGUUUGAAAAAUUGGUCUCUGAAUAUGAGCGGGGCAGUGGCCAAUCUUAUCCAGAUGAUCUCAAAAUCGGCACUCUUCUUGCUGGACUUCCUACCGAUGUGAAGCGUUACCUUCAGCUUCAAAUAGAUGACAGCACAACCUAUCAGAAGCUGCGCCAAACCCUUUUGCAGUUCGAGAGAACCUCUGCCACGUGGAGUACUGAGUAUGUCAUGAAAGCAAUAGGUCUCGACAAAACCGCCUACCCAGGAGAUCCUCAUGGUCCUUCUCCGAUGGACGUUGACCGGGUUGAGGACAAGCCCAAAGGCAAGGGGAAGGACUUCAAAGGAAAGGGGAAAGGUGACAAAGGUGGCAAGGGUUUCAAGGGUUUCUCGGUCUACAAGGGCUUCUACCAAGACGGCAAAGGCAAGGCUGGCAAAGGGUAUGCGCAGGGUGGCUUUGGAAAAGGUUACCAGGACAAGGGCAAGGGUCGCAAAGGCAAGUGGUCACACGACGGCGGCAAGCAGGGCAAGAAGGGUGGUUUUGUCAAGGGUCCUUGCUUUUCUUGUGGUCGUAUGGGUCACCGAGCAGCUGAGUGCAGAGAUCGUCGCGUAAAUCAAGUUGAAGAUGACAAUGCUUCGGUGAGUACAAGGGCCUCUGCAACUACUACCCGAACAGCCUCCUCAACAGCACCCUCCACAACAACUGCCUCCCCAGCCAAGGUUUGCCGCAUGGAGUUGGACACGCUGCCGCUGAUCGAAGAGCUCCCGGACGACGAUGCUGACAACACUGGGGCUUGGUAUAGCACAGCUUUGGUUUCGGAGUUUGACCUUUACGAGGGUGAAGAAGCUUGGGAUGAGCACAGCUGGUGGGAUGAGUCCGAAGUUCCUGCUGAAGCUUAUGAGUAUAUCAGAGCAGUCAGUGCGUGCGAUGGUUGGUGCAGUGACUCUAGCGUUGAGUNNGAGUGCUUUGAGCUAGAGUGUGAGCUCCCUUCCACCAGCACGCUGUACUUUGAGCUUGAUCGUGAUAGCAGUGGAGAUGAGUUCUUUAGAGAGAGCGGUUCCGAAUGUGAAGUUCGUAUGGUGAGCUGCCCCACAAAGUCUUCUGAGCCCUGUGAAGUCAUUUUGGAUUCAGGUGCCGAUGUCACGGUGCUCCCGGCGCAUCUCUUCAGUGCCGUUGGUGUUGCCGAGAAGCAGACUACUCGGCUCUUGGAUGCCCAAGGCACGCCGAUCCCGCAGAUGUCGCAGAGAGCCAACGUUUCGUUCAUAGUGAAAGGGUCUGAUGGUCGAGAGAUUGUGUUUCGAGAUCGAGCAGUGCUGGCCAAUGUGAGGCAACCGUUGUUGUGCGCUGGUAAGUUGUUUCGUGGUGGCUGGUAUCCGAAAGCUAGUGCCACAGAUGACGGUUUCAUGGUGAUGUGCAAGGGCGACCAAGAGUUUCCCCUCCACUUUGCCCGCAACUCUGUUGCGGCAACCAUGCGCAUUCUGAGGACCGAAGAAGCUUGUGUUCGCAUGGUGGUCGAGGUGAGCGAUGAGUUCCUUUCGGGACUCAAACGGCAAGGCUGGCAAGUGACUUCGGGAUCAACGCCCACACAUGUGCAGUGGAACUCGACUAUGACUGCAGACCCCAGCCAGCUUUAUGAUCCCGAGAUUCUACCCCUUCGCACCACUCUGGUGCACAAAGGAGGGAACAGGUUUGAGAUUUUUGAGAGCGGUGAGAAUUGGGAGCUGAAGCCUUUGGUGGAUAUAG